AUGGGGCGCGAUUCGUGUAAUGCAAAGCAAAAACUGAGAAAAGGUUUAUGGUCACCCGAAGAAGAUGAAAAACUCGCUGACUACGUUACAAACUAUGGUGUCGGUUGCUGGAGCUCUGUGCCUAAAUUGGCAGGUCUGCAAAGAUGUGGGAAAAGUUGCAGGUUAAGAUGGAUUAAUUACUUGAGGCCUGAUUUAAAAAGAGGAAUGUUUUCACAAGAUGAGGAGGAUUUGAUCAUUGCUUUACAUGAAACUCUUGGCAAUAGGUGGGCUCAAAUUGCAACACAUCUGCCCGGGAGAACUGAUAACGAGAUCAAGAACUUUUGGAACUCGGCCCUCAAGAAGAAACUAACAAAGCUAGGCAUUGAUCCAAACACUCACAAGCCCAUAACUCGAAUUCUUCAAGUGAAAAGCAAAAAGCUUCAUCAUAAUAUGGACUCAUCUUCACCUAACAAUCACAUUGUGCAGCCAAAAGUGCUUCCAAGCUUCACAAGUUCGACCCGAGUGGUGCAAACAGGGGAAAUUCAAUCCUCAAGAAAUGAACUAUUCUCGUCCUGUUUUCAAGAAAAUGAGUACAAUUUGAAUUUUGUGUCUCAUUACCAGCAAAAUGGGAUAGGGCCUUUUGAAAAUAAUAAUGAGGACUUCAACUCAAUGCCUAAUUUGAUGAAUUUUGACUUUCAAAGCCUUGUCGAAGCUGAUUAUUUAGAUGGUUGUUCGAGAAUGGGUGAUUACAGCUUGAUGAGUGACGUUAAAGGGAGCAAAAGAAACGGGUCGAAAGCGAAUAACCAGAUGAAGAAUGAUGAGAUUGAAAAUGUGAGUACAUUUUCUUGGCAAGGUGAAGAUAAGUUGGAAGCAGUUUUCCAGUUAAAAUUCUGUGGGGUUCAAACUGAAGAAAAGAUAAUGAGUCCCUGGGAAGGAGGGCAUAGCCAGCCGGUGCAUGAUCAGGGAGAUUCUAGUAAUUUUGCAUUGGCAUCAAUUUCUCAGGAACUGGGUUCUGCAAACAUGGAUGCCUUUAAGCAAAUAUAG
Striga asiatica is the source of this 1023-nucleotide messenger RNA. Lineage: Eukaryota; Viridiplantae; Streptophyta; Magnoliopsida; Lamiales; Orobanchaceae. The record is from the annotation of a GenBank genome assembly.